GAUGUAGAGACUGUACGUCCAGACAGCAAUCUCUUGCCCCAAAACUAAUAUUAAAAAAUGAGAGGGAGAGCUCCUUUUUCCCACUGUAUUUCUGUGAUUACCACUACUACUUACCCCUUCUUGAAGGAUUUGGAAACUAUAGAGUCUUGAUAGAGCAGCAGAAGAAACAGGUGAAGCCGUGAAGUCAAAGUGAAAGUGUGAGAGAAACAAUUGAAAGAUUGGUUUGUCGUUUCAGAGGUGAGCACUGCGGAGCUAAAAUGAAUCCAGACAAGAAGGCUUCUGAGAUUGCGGCGCUAUUGAAUCUGCAGCCUCACCCGGAAGGAGGUUUCUACUCUGAAACCUUCAGAGAUUCCUCAAUUACUCUCCUCAAGUCGCAACUUCCACCCGAAUUCAAGGUUGAUCGCCCCGUCAGCACAAGCAUUUACUUCUUGCUGCCAUCAGGGAGUGCCUCACGCCUCCAUCGUAUUCCAUCUGCAGAAACCUGGCAUUUUUACAUGGGAGAACCUCUCACGGUACUGGAGUUGAGCGACGAUGGCCACAUCAAGAUGACCACCCUGGGGCUUGACCUAGGAGUGGGCCAGCGACCCCAAUACACUGUACCUCCAAAUGUGUGGUUUGGUUCAUAUCCAACUAGGGAUGUUGAAAUUUCACCAGAUGGUAACUCAUUAGUUAUGGCUCCACAAAGGGAUGCGGAGAACCACUUCUCCCUCGUUGGGUGCACCUGCUCUCCAGCUUUCCAGUUUGAAGAUUUUCAGUUGGCAAAACGCAAUGAGCUGAUUGCAAGUUUUCCAAAACUGGAGUCUCUGAUCGCGUACCUGACCUUUCCCAACUGAUCAAUGUGCAGGCAGCAGUAAUGAAAUCUGGAUUGAAUGCUUGAGUUCUGUUCGAAAAACAUUUUAUGAACUCACUUCCUUUCUCUCUUCCAACCAAGACAUGGCCACAAACAAAACCACCCUCCAAUGGCUAUUGUUUGUCACAGAGGACUUUCACCAAUGCCUAUUCGCAUUGGGGAUGGAUAUGGUUCUCCUACUGGAUGGACAGUAUCAUAAUCUUAAUCACAUGGCCACCACUGUAUUGGACUAUUUGCUUUAUUUUGCACAAGUAUUACAGAUUUUCAUACUUAA
This is a messenger RNA of Macadamia integrifolia, 1124 nucleotides long. RefSeq lists its product as uncharacterized. Gene Ontology annotation, cellular component: intracellular anatomical structure. Lineage: Eukaryota; Viridiplantae; Streptophyta; Magnoliopsida; Proteales; Proteaceae. Bases 258 to 833 code for a protein of 191 amino acids. The record is from RefSeq and is a predicted model, not a curated record. The transcript has 3 exons.